GACGUUUACAAGCACGCCCUUCAACACACUCGCCCACCACUCUCAGCAUGUCUCUUCUCACGCCACUCCUUCUUUUGAUUUCGUCCCUCGCCCUCGCGUCGCCUCUUCUGCCACGAGCUGUACCCGCCUUCGCCUUCGAUGGCGAUGCGCCUUUCACAGUCAAUGCGGACGGUCUCGCGGCCUCUCUCACAUGUCCAAACGGAAACCCGACCACCAAAUCGCCGCCCGUACUGCUCGUUCACGGCACUGCCACGACCGGGCAAGAGACCUGGGCAGAUGGAUACGUGCCAGCGCUGAAGGCUAAUGGCUACACUGCCUGCUACAUCACGAUUCCAAAUCGGUCCAUGGGCGACAUGCAGGUCAACGCCGAGUACGUGGCCUACAACCUGCACUACCUCUCUUCGCUCUCGGGCGGACUUCCCGUCGCGGUGAUCGCACACAGUCAGGGCAAUCCGAAUGUUCAGUGGUCUUUGCAAUUCUGGCCGAGCACGCGGAAGGUCACCCGGGCCUUCGUCGCUCUGGCGCCUGACUUUAACGGCAUCAACUUGUUUGACAGUGCCCUUUCGGAAGUCUGCAAGACCGGUCUCUGUCAGCCUGCACUCUGGCAGCAAAGUGCCGGCAGUCAGUACUACAAGGCGUUGCAUGCGAACAGGUUUACUGCGCAGGUUCCGACGACUUCGAUUUGGACCAAGUACGACGGCAUUGUUUCUCCCAGCAGCAGAAACGCUCAGCUGCCAGGCGCAACUGUCAUCUCAAUCCAAGAUCUCUGCCCGCUACGACCCACAAUCCAUACCACGAUGACCGUCUCAUCCGCGGCUUACAGUCUAGCACUGGACGCAUUGAACAAUGAAGGCAUUGCGAGCUUGUCCCGCGUGAGGAAGAACGCCUUCAGCAUCUGUCUGCGAGUUUCAGCGAAGAAUAUGAAGUCUUCUGUGGCGGAUGAUCUGACUUCAUUAUUUGACAACCUCGUUAAAGGAUUUAUGUAA
This is a messenger RNA of Zymoseptoria tritici IPO323, 986 nucleotides long. RefSeq lists its product as uncharacterized. The coding region runs from base 48 to 986 and encodes 312 amino acids. The transcript has 3 exons. NCBI's taxonomy places the organism in Eukaryota, Fungi, Ascomycota, Dothideomycetes, Mycosphaerellales, Mycosphaerellaceae. The record is from RefSeq and is a predicted model, not a curated record.